AUGGACUCUGCACCCACCAAGCAAAAACAGUUCAAACAGGCCUGCGACAACUGCCGUCGACGAAAGAUCAAAUGUUCGCGGGAGCUUCCGUGCGACAAGUGCCAGCGUCUGCUGCUCUCCUGCUCCUACAGCGACGUCUUGCGCCGCAAGGGUCCCAAGUUUCGCACGCUGUAUCCCUUGGCGCCUAUACACCCUCUCGUGUCACGACAGCGACAGCAGUCUGAUCAAUACAGUCUUCCGCCCGACCCGUUGGACAAAGGAUGGAUCACCGAUGCUGCGGCAUACCCCCUGGACUCGCCCAUUUCCCCUCCUUUCACCGUCACCGAUGCCCAGUACCUGCCGCCGGAUCUCUCGGAGUCAUGCAUCCCCGCGCCACCCAGUCUAGAUCUGGUCUCCUCUCCAGAGCUGACCGGCUCACUGCCCGAUGCCCUGGUUGAUCCCCUGCCUGCUCCGCGGAGGCUCUCGGGCCCAGUGCUCCUGGCUCAUGUCAAUGUUUUCCUCAAGUACCUGUUCCCGAUCAUGCCGGUGGUGCGCCGGGAGGAGCUCCAGAAUGAUUGCCACCAUCCCGAGCAACUGACUGCCCAACGAUACGCCUUUCUUGCAGCGCUAUGUGCACUGACUCAUAUCCAAUUGAAGUUGGACGGAUCCAAUGGCUCGUCGGUUCCGUCCCAUCUCCCGCCGGGUGCUGAUGGCCAGGCGGUCAUGUCCGGCGAGGAGCUGCUGGAAGAAGCGGUUCGAGCCCGGAGAGACUGCGACCCGGUGGAUGGCAUGAACGUGGAAUCCCUCCUGACGUCGUUCUUUUUGUUUGCUUCAUACGGAAAUCUCGACCAACAAGAUCAUGCGUGGUUUUACCUGUCGCAGGCCACGUCCAUGGUGUUCACACUGCGGCUGAACCGGGAAUCGACUUAUGCCGAGAUGAGCCCUGAAGAAGCCGAAGAAAAAAGAAGAGUCUUCUGGCUGUUGUUUAUCACCGAAAGAGGCUACGCAUUGCAGCAAGCCAAACCGGUCAUGCUGCGCAAUUCCAUCCAUAAACCCCAGGUGCUCUGCGCGGAUGACCCCAUCCUGGCCUAUGGCUUCAUCAACCUCAUCAACAUCUUCGAGAAACUUACGGUGAACUUGUACGACUGGGUCUCUGCAGGUGGCGGAGACGGCGAGAUGCCCCCAACAUCUUCCAUCCAGUCAAGUUUGUGUAAGGCGAUCUCCCUCGAAGGCGUCUCCGAAAUUCAAAAGGUCGACAUCCUCAUCACUCAGCAGUGGCUGCAGGCUAUGAUGUGGAAGCUCUCAAUGACCCGUGCCUCUCAGCCUGGCUCCCGUGAUGACGCCGUCCUCCCAUUCCACCUGCCUGUGCUGGUCGGCAAGGCAGUAAUGGGGGUCAUCAGCGCUGCAUCGCAGGGAGCGGUGGAUGCGCAUGGAAUUGGAAUGGAACAAAAACUCUUCGAUCUGGGCUCAUCGGUCGCAGACGUCUCCCGGUCCCUAGGAUCCAAAGCCGCGCACCGUCUGGCUGAGUCGGCGGUCGACCCGCGUGAGCUCCUCUGGGGAAUUGUGUCCACGCUGUCGCGCAUUCGCGGCUCCCAGUCAUACCUUCUGCCAGCCCUGCUGGAACGCUGCCAAGGAAUCCUCAGCCUGGAAUGCCUCCUCUCAACAGGGAAUUUCCUGCCGCCCUUGGACGAUGCGCAGCCCCCGGCGGAAGCGGUCGAAUGGACCGGCGAUGAAGCCGACUGGGAAUCUUCCAAGGACGACUCGGGCCUCGAGCCUCGUGGUCUUGAGAUAUGCAUAUAG
Molecule: messenger RNA, 1779 nt
Organism: Aspergillus terreus NIH2624
Lineage: Eukaryota; Fungi; Ascomycota; Eurotiomycetes; Eurotiales; Aspergillaceae
Product: putative C6 transcription factor (AmyR)
Exons: 3
Coding region: 1-1779 (592 amino acids)
Biological process (GO): DNA-templated transcription; regulation of DNA-templated transcription
Molecular function (GO): DNA-binding transcription factor activity, RNA polymerase II-specific; DNA binding; zinc ion binding
Source: RefSeq, a predicted model, not a curated record